GGCGCGGAGCUGGGCUGACGGGCAGGCGGUAGGAACAGCGCGGCAGGAGCGGCUUCGCACGGCUGGUGGUCCCCUGUGGGUGGGUGCGGCAAGCCUCGGCUGGCCUUGUCCGCGGACGGGGCAGGCCGCCCGGGGCGGAUGCGGCGGCCGCUGCCCUCGGACCCCGCGACGGCCCCCGGCCGUGAAGACGAGGCCCCAGGCCUGAGGAAGCGAGGCCGGCGGCCUGGGCCCAGCGAAGCGGGAAGCUGUGGCGCCGAGGCCAGGGGACGCGAGGAGAGCAGGCAAAAGAGGAGAAUGGUGGCCCGAGCGCCUGGGAGAGAAGAGGUGGAAAGUGACAAGUCGGCCAAGGAAAAAAGAAAAGUUACUGACGCCUCAAGUGAUGAUCCACAGCCAGGGAUUGACCUGGUAAGAAAGGAAUCAUUAACCAGUUCGGAAUCUUUCCAAACAGUGGAGUGCAGUGAAUUCCAAAGUAUGGCUUUCUUGCAGUCUUUGGGUAAGGAGAGUUUCAUAGAAGGUAUUAAAAGAAGAAUUCAAAUUAAAAAACAUAAAAGCUUAGAGAGCCCACCUCUCAAAAUAACUGAAAAUAAGGCCACACGAAAUAUUAAGGUUGAAUUCCAAGAUGAACUGUACAAGAAUACUCCAAAAUAUUCUUGUAACAGCUUGUCGCCUGGAGUAGAAAAUAAUUCCAUUUUAAAAUUACAUGAUUGCAAUUGUUUCCCCCAUUCCAAGGGUUGUAAUGAUGAAAAUAACUUUGCAUAUAAACCUGAUGGUGGAUGUAUGCAAGUUCCAGAAAAUUCCUCCAAGUUAAAGAAAGAAAACCUUAGGAGUCUUGCAGAUAAGAGUGACACAAAUAAUAUUCCUCAGCUCUUACAAACGGAAGAAAACUUAUUGGGAGUAAAUAAGUUAUUACUUGAAGAAGCUGAUUUACACCAAAGUAAAACUAAUGGCUUGCUUUCCUGCCUUCAAAAUGAAAAAAAUAAAUACUCAGUAGGGGAGAGCCAUAUUGGGAGAAAACCCAGGAAAAGGAUGAAAGUGUCUGAAAAAGAAGAUGAAACAGUUAUUGAGAUGAACUUCUGUAAUGUGUAUAACAAAUCUGACUCAGUGUUACAAGAAAACCAAACAGGUGCUGAGGGUAAAGGAGCAGAGACUUUAGAGGCUAAAAAAAGUCCUUUAAAAGUUUUGAGGAAAGUAAACCAUAAUACACUCUCACCAAUGGAUCAUUUAUUAAGUCUUCCAGAAAUAGGAAAAAAAACAAGUCCUGAACAUCAAAAUGCUAUGUUUCAGAAAACCCUUGAGCCACUUUUGGAAGAAGAAACAAAGAACGUUUCAGAGCCCUUAGGAUUUAGAGGCAUGGAGCCAGAGGAGUAUUUUAAGUCGAUGCAAAGCUCAGUAGUGAAAUUAUCUAGUGAUUGCCAUCUUACUGAAAAGAGAUCUUCGCGGGAAGACUGGAGAACUGAAGCUGAAGAAUCGAACUUAGGCUGUCACAGAACAAUACCGAUGACUGGUAAAAGAACUUGGCCUUGUUAUUCAUGUGCUAGAAUAUCUGCCCAGUGUUGGAAAAAAUCUUCCUUGCCGGAUUCAAAUAACUUUCUUCCUGGGCCUCGGCAGAGUUUUAGGCAAGAUGAUUUUCUUAAGCACCAAACAAAUCAAACUCCCUUAAUUGAUUCUAAAAUAUCAUUACAGAGUACCAUAACAGAAACAAAUGGUGAAUCUUCAAGCAAAGAAAAAUUGAAUUCUAAUUUAAAUUGUUUGUCUUCAGUUUCUGCAGUAGAACCUACUUUAACGAUUAUAAAGGAACCUGUAUUCAGUGAUGAUAAAAAGAUGAAGUCAAAGGAACAGAGCAAAAGUGGGCCAGAGGUAGUUUCUAAUACUGCUAAUGAUACUCAGCCAACUCACGUGACUCAAAACUUAACAGGAAGUAAAAAAAAAGAUAGAGGGAAUUUAACAAAACUUAAUUUGACAGUGACUUCACCGGAUGACCAGGAAGCAAAUAACUCUACAGGCAAAAUGAUUAAUCGAAAAGCAUGCAUUGAGAAGCAAACACUUCUGGUUCCAGACUUGGUUAAAAUAUUGAACACAGGACGGCUGACUAAUUUUAAAAUUCCAUUACUUAAGAAUAAAGGAGAAAAAAGAAAAGAAAUAAAUGCCAGGUCAUCAGAGAGAGAUGUGUAUAGUCCCCUAGAGCUUCUUGACAAUUUAUCUGGAUCAGAGGUAAGACAAAAUAAGAGUAAAGAAAAUGUCUCCAUAGUAACAUAUGGACCUCAAUCUUUGAGUAUACAAAAUAGUGUAACUCCAGUGCAAGCUAAUUCUGACUCUUUCAUCUGCAAGAAUUCCUGUAGUAUUUCCACAAGCUUUUUAAAGAAAGGUAAUGAUAAUAAACCAUCUAACUACAUCUCUGAACCAAACAAUAUUAUUUCGAACAAGGAAGCUGUUUCUCUCACAGUUGAAAGAAAUACUUUUUCUUGUGAUCUUGGGUGUAUAGAGAAAAUUUGUGCCUUCUCUAAUAAACAAGAAACAUUCAAACCAGUUUUCUCUGAAGUUAGUGAUAAAGAAAUGACUAAGAACUUUUCAGAAAUUAAAAUGGAGUUUCCAGAUAUUCUUAAAGCAUAUGAAGAUGAUGUCCUUUUAAUUGAUGUCAUUCAAGAUGACCCAGAUCUCUUUGGGGUCUCCAAUGAAGGGGAGCUCUCAUUUACUUCAGAGGUCCCUAUGAUAAACCAGGAGCCCAAGGUUGCUGAAGAACACCAAUCAACUGACUCCAAGCACACGGACCUUCCAGAAAAAGAAGAACCAAGUGAUGACCUGAGAGAACUUCCUGUACUGGAUCCUGGAUUGAUGAAGUCAGAGGUCUGUGCUUCCUUGUCAGCAGCAAAUGAGAUAAAACAUGAUUCCAAAGGUGAAAACAUUUCCUUAGGGGAAAUUACUAAUGAGACCUCUGAAAAUGAAAAUCUGGGAGACUUCAGUGAACACAUAAAAAGUUCAGACUUGGAUGAAAAGUGUAGAUUUUCAGAAAAGGUGACUAAAGAAGAAAAAGAAAAUAAUUUUGAAGUUUGCAAAAGCAAAGAUUCUAAAACUUCAGAGAUUAUGGUUGGUGAAUGUCAGUUAUCAGUGGCCCCAAAACCUCUGUGCUUUUCAGUGCCACCUUUGAAUCUAAGUGCUCCUCAAGAAGACAUAUUACUGAAGCCCUGGAUGAAUGAUUUCAGAUUUCCAGGAAAACAUUCUCUCUUAAAGCUACAGAAUCCUGAAACUUGUGAAAUAUUUAAGAGGGAAAAAAAUGCAGGGGUGUUCCAGAAGCCCCUAGGGUUGAUGCUACCCCAUAGAUACUGCAAAUUUCAUUUUAAUACAUUACGUGGCUGUGAGCGAUCACAAUGCAAGUUUGCUCAUGUGCCUGAGCAAGGAGAUGAAAAGGUUUGUAUGGAUGUGUUUAGGAAAUAUAUAAGCAUCAACGAGCUGUGUUUGCUACAACGUGCAGGAGAGAGAGAGAGAGACAGCAUGCCUGCUAUGAAAAUAUUACUAAAAAUAUUUGAGCAUGUGGCAACUAUGAAAUUAAGGAAUGCCGUACCCGCUUUAAUUGAUAUAUUCUGUAAGUUUGUUGAAGCUGGGAUGGUGUUUGACCUAGAACACUUUAACUAUAUCAUCAAGCUCUUACACCAACUACCGGCUUCCCAACAAGAAAUAACUGCAGUUCUGGAAAUGAAAUCCAGGUUACGGAUAAGGCAAUUUAAAAAGAACUGGAAAUGUGAUUUAGAUUCAGCAUUGAAUGAAAUACAGCAUUGUAAAGAGAAAGGUGACUGGACCAAAUUGGGAAAUUUAUACAUUAACACAAAAAUGGGCUGUGAAAACUUUGCAGACUUCCAGAGAUUUUGUGCUUGUAUUGCUGAAACACUAACAAAAGACUGUAAAGAAGAGAGACCAGGUGUUCCAUUUUGUGAAUUUGCUGAAACAGUUAGCAAAGAUCCACAAAAUAGUGAAGUAGAUAAAACUUUGCUGGGAAGAAUUGGAAUCAGUGCUAUGUACUUCUAUCACAAGCUGUUGCAGUGGGCCAAGGGAAGGAAGGUCUUAGAUAAACUAUAUGAACUGAAAAUACAUUUUACAAGUUUAAAAGGACUCACAGGGCCUGCGAAGUUAGCACCAAGAUGUCAAAUUGUGAAUAUUGCAGCAGAGAUUUUUCUAAAAAGUGGAAGCCUUGAUGGUGCUAUUUGGGUGUUGAGGGAGUCAGAAUGGAUCAUCAGCACACCACUGUGGCCUUGCGAUAGGCUGGAUGUACUCAAUCGACAUAACCUGCUCUGCACAAUUGCACAUGAAAUCUUAGCCAAGAGCCUUUACAGACAGACAUUUGAAGUUCUGCAAAAUCUACCAGGUUUUCAAAAUUCUCAAGAAACUGUGGAGGUCUCACAGUACAGCCUUCUUUUUAAUAAACUUCUAGAUGCCUGUAUUGAAAGCAAUAGUCUUGGUAUAUCAUCCUCUGUAGCAGAAUUCAUGACUUCAAAGAACAUCCCUAUUGAUUUCUCCUUUCUUAGAAGAUUAAUUACUUCUUUAGGAAGGAGCUGUUUAUGGCUCAAAGCCAGAGCCCACUACAAAAGUGCCCUUUCAUUGGGUUGCUAUCCACCAUUGGAGGGAAAUUUAUAUCGAAAACUUCUACUGAUUCCUUCUUACUUAUCUGAGAUUGAAAUGCUUUUAGCUGUUGAGAUCUUCCUGGUAUCUAAUGCUAGUAGUAUUCAGAGUCCUGGAACUUCCACACAGAUGCUGCAGAUAGUUUUGAAAAGAUGUGAAGAAAACAAAUCUCGGAGUAAGGAUGAUUAUCAAGCUGCAGUGGAAAGAUUAAUUAUGGCUGCUCGUAUAUCGGAUCCAAAGCUCUUCAUUAAGCACAUGACUGUCAAUGUUAAUAAGGAACAGGUUUAUAGUUUGGAACAUUGUUCUGCCCUGAAAUGGUUGAAAGAGAAUAUGAAGUGGGCUGGAAAGGUUUGGCUUUUCAAUAACCAUUAGUUAAUAAAGGCUUUUUUUUUUUUUUUUUAAGUUCAAGUAAUCAUUGUUGAAAAUAAGAGGCAAUAAAAGUAAAGUUAGUUUUCAUUA
Hyaena hyaena (striped hyena) is the source of this 5070-nucleotide messenger RNA. RefSeq names its product testis and ovary specific PAZ domain containing 1 (gene TOPAZ1). Lineage: Eukaryota; Metazoa; Chordata; Mammalia; Carnivora; Hyaenidae. Gene Ontology annotation, biological process: spermatid development; spermatocyte division. The coding region runs from base 139 to 4983 and encodes 1614 amino acids. Gene Ontology annotation, molecular function: metal ion binding. The record is from RefSeq and is a predicted model, not a curated record. The transcript is spliced from 20 exons.